GCUGCCAAUACGCAGCUCCGGCUCAGGGAUCUUACGUUGAUUCAGAGGAGGCUGACAUGACAGAGCUGUUAUAACGACACUCUCCUGUAUACACCCACCAACACAAGGAAGAGCAAAGUGAGCAACCUGGAAGCACGCGGGGGGAAAAGACUAGCAAUCUGGCAUUUCCUGGAAAGCAGAAUGCAAACUGUCGCUAGCAGCCUGUAUGCGGACUACUAACGAAAGCCCAGCCACUACCGUGUUAGGUGUUGCUGUUGUGGAAAUGCAUAUGUAAUAUCACACAAACUAGGAUUCCUGGAGUUUCAAGGUGAAUAUAGCCAUUUGUUUUGUUGUAAAAUCUGACCUCGGAAAGGCCAGGUAAAGAUUGGGAAGGAGCACUUGAGGAGAUAAGCGUUUGGGUAACCCUCUGUGGGAAGUAUUCUAAACCAAGAAGGAUUUACAAGAAUUUCAAUACAAAGACACCUCAUGGGGGUGGAACUGCUUAAUGAGGGAGGAAAUAACCAGAUGGGAAAGAAACUACAAAGAGCGGAAAAGGCCGAGAAAUCAAGGAACUUUGUGUGCGCGCGUGUGCUAAGUAUAUAUUUAAAUACCGUGUUAACAAAGAGAGUAAAAUAGUUCCCAUUUUUCAGCGUAGUUUCUAUUUUUCUGGCAAAGCCGAAGUGCUUUGUUUUCCUAUUUUGCUCUUGAAUUGCGGAUGUGCCUUUUUUCUUAAAAAAAAACCCCACCACCAAAUGUGACUUAAGUUUGGAAUUAACUGGCUCCUCCCAGAUGUGAAGAGGAUUUAUCAGAAAUUAUGAUCACUUAAACUCUCACAAACCUUGUUUGCUUGCUGGCCCCUGUCAGACCCAGUUCUUUCCUAUCUCCAGGAAGGAGCGGGUGGGAGAAACAUCUGUUUAACUAUUUAUAAAACAUCAUCCCGUCAUUUCUGUGUCCAGCUUCUUAAAUGAUCCAGAAAACGAGGCCUCCGCUACUCCAGUCUCAAGAUGUAGGAGACAAGAUGGAAACACUAAUGAUGCAUCCAGUGCUAAAGGCCUUUGUGUGUGGUUCCAUCAGUGGGACCUGCUCCACCCUUCUCUUCCAGCCCCUAGAUCUGCUUAAAACCCGGCUGCAGACCCUGCAGCCUUCCAUCAAUGGGUCAGGUCAUGUUGGGAUGGUAGCUUUGUUCGUUAGGGUUAUUCGCACUGAAAGUCUCCUAGGGCUCUGGAAAGGGGUCUCACCAUCCUUCGCAAGAUGCAUCCCUGGGGUCGGGAUUUACUUCAGCACCUUGUACAAGAUGAAGCAGUACUUUCUCUCGGACCGCUCCCCCACAGCCCUAGAGUCUGUCUUUCUGGGCAUUAGCUCCCGUACAGUAGCAGGGGUUUGCAUGUUGCCCAUAACCGUGGUGAAGACACGAUAUGAGAGUGGGAAGUAUGGCUAUGAGAGCGUGUAUGGAGCCGUGAGGAAUAUCUAUCGGACAGAAGGGGCCCGGGGCUUGUUCUGUGGGCUGACUGCAACGCUCCUGCGUGAUGCACCCUUUUCCGGCAUCUAUUUGAUGUUCUACACCCAGACCAAAAAAGUUAUACCUCAGGACCAGUUUGAUCCAGCGCUCACCCCCUUAGUGAACUUCAGCUGUGGAAUCUUUGCUGGAAUCCUGGCUUCAUUGGCGACACAGCCUGCUGAUGUAAUCAAAACCCACAUGCAGCUGACACCUGAAAAAUACCGCUGGACGGGGCAGGCCAUUGCCUUAAUCUUCAAGGACUAUGGACUGGUUGGCUUUUUCCGUGGCGGCGUCCCCCGUGCCCUGCGGCGCACUCUGAUGGCAGCGAUGGCAUGGACUUUAUAUGAGCAGAUGAUGGCAAAAAUGGGGCUGAAAUCCUGAAGGGCUUGUAGUGGAGGAGACCAGCCUAAGCCCUUCUCCUGUUCAGCUGGUGAGAUGUGAUUUCCCAGUUCUGCGCGGGUGGAUCUUUGUUCCACCGUGGUAGAGCGAUAACGAUUUCUGAUCCAGAGGACUAGGCUGCAAAACAUGCCCUCUCUGAUACAAAUGCAGGUAGGAGAGAGAAGGUUUUGACCUUGCAUCUUCAGAGUAAAGCAUUCCAGGAGGACCGUAUCAUUCAACUUCCUUGGAAGAUGGGAGGGUUUCAGUGUCCCACGAACUACAUGGUUACGGUAAAGACCGUUGAAAGAAACCCCUUUAGAAUAGUCCUAUGUGCCCUGAGAAGCCUUUGCACAGAAGCUAGCUGAGGCAUUUGGGGAAGAAGUGAUUGGACUUGGACUACAGAACUCUGCAACUUUCUACCGUGGUGGCCUGGGAUCGUAGACUGGGCACACCAUGUGCCAUCUGACACUCGUCCUGUUAUCUGUCACUGUAUUUUGCUUCUGCACCCAUGGGGAAGGCAUAGAGGAGAAUGCUACGAGGGGCACCAUGUAACGAUUUGU
Molecule: messenger RNA, 2415 nt
Organism: Terrapene triunguis (Three-toed box turtle)
Lineage: Eukaryota; Metazoa; Chordata; Testudines; Emydidae
Product: mitochondrial glycine transporter-like
Exons: 7
Coding region: 944-1858 (304 amino acids)
Biological process (GO): glycine import into mitochondrion
Cellular component (GO): mitochondrial inner membrane; mitochondrion
Molecular function (GO): glycine transmembrane transporter activity
Source: RefSeq, a predicted model, not a curated record